UUCGCGCUGCUGGUGAUGCACCCCUGUGGAGGGCAGGACGAAGCCGCGGCCGAGGGCGUUCUGCGGCAGGCGGUCCUGGGGGGCAGCGGCGGGCCCGGUAAGGCCGUUCGGUACCUGUGCGAAGUGGCGGGGGAUGGCGAGGAGGAGGCGGGGGAGGACGAGGCCGACCUGUUGGACACCUCGGACCCCCCGGGAGGAGGCGAGAGCACAGCCAGUUUGGAGGAUCUGGAGGACGAGGAGACCCACUCGGGGGGCGAGGGCGGCGGUGGGGGAGCCCGGAGACGGGGCAGCGGUGGCGGCGGCGGCGGCGGCGGCCUGAGCAAGACAUGCACGUACGAGGGCUGCAGCGAGACCACGAGCCAGGUGGCCAAGCAGCGCAAGCCGUGGAUGUGCAAGAAACACCGCAACAAGAUGUACAAAGACAAGUACAAGAAGAAGAAAAGCGACCAGGCCCUGAACUGCGGUGGGGCCGCCGCGGCUGGCAGCUCAGGAAACGUCAAACUGGAGGAAAGUGCAGACAACAUACUCUCCAUUGUAAAACAAAAAACGGGAUCUUUUGGAGAUCGACCUGCAAGACCUACUCUUUUAGAACAAGUGUUAAAUCAAAAAAGACUGUCAUUACUAAGAAGUCCAGAAGUGGUGCAGUUUUUACAGAAACAGCAGCAGCUAUUAAAUCAGCAAGUUUUGGAACAAAGACAACAGCAGUUUCCAGGAACAUCAGUGUGAGGAAAUUUAUUAAGAAGAUCUACAUGUUUUUUAUCUCAUUGUAGUAGAUGGACAUAUUUUUAUACUACAGAUAAAUGGGGUAAGACAUGCCAGCAGAUGGUAAACAGUUAUUUUCCUGUGAAUGUGUGUGUGUAUUUGGAGACAAAUAAGCAUUGCACAUUGUGCAUCUAGCCCUUUCAGAUCACCAUGGAUUGAAGAAAUCGGCUUAUCUUUCCAGAGUAGCGUUUAAAUAUAACUUUUUUUAAAAAAAAAAAAAACAAAGUGUUUCUCUUCAGUUAUUGUUACUGAGGAUAAUGCAGUAGUUGCUUUCUGUGGAAGUCAUGAAGUUAGUAGAUAUUAAUCUUGGGUCAUCUAACUCAGUGGUUCUCAUCAAGGGGUAAUCCAUGGCAGUCCAAGGGCCAACCAGCCAUCCAGUUGGAAAUGGAUGGGUAUGUUUUGUCACAGUGACCUUGCAAACUUGCUGUUUUUUAGUGAGUGGGCCAGGAAUGCUAAGUGUCUGGAAUGGUCCCCCACAAUUCAGAAUUAUCUUACACUCAGUGCCAAUAACCCUCCUCUUAAGAAACACUGAGGGCUAUUUGUGUUGAUAAAAUGUAGUUAGGGCACCUAGAGUUGGGUUCUCAUAAUAACCUUUUCUUUCCCUUUAAGAGUGGAGCUGUCAAGGUGGUAAGUGUAUUUUUUAUGUGUAAAGAAAAGGAUCAUUAUUAAAUAUCUGAGAGAAUAGGAUGUGCACCUCUUCUCAAAGAUGUGCUGGUGAAACCCAGGGGGGAUUAACUAAGUACCCUGGAAUGAGUGCGCCUCCUAGAGUCGGCCUCUCUGCUUCUAUCAGUGUUCUGUUUUAAAGCAAACAACUCUUGUGUACUGAAUUUGUGAACAGUACAAACGUAUGUCCUCUUACCAGUGUCAGAACAAAACAACUUUUUUAUACUCAUUUCUUUUUCAAAAACAGAUCCCCAAAAUAACACUCCAGAAUUUUUGUCAGUGAUUUUCAAAAUUGAGCUAUUUUAAGAUUGUGUUAUUCCUAGAUAAUGUUCAAGAGUGAUGGGCAAUCUGGAUAGAUACUUUUUUCUUGUACUUUCUCCUAGUAAAACUUUUAAAAGGCAAAACUUACCAAUAAGAGUACCAAAUCAAAUGUCAAGAAAAUAUUUCCAAUGUUAGAAUAAUAAGUGCAUGUGCCUCAAAGUUAAAACUGUGCAGAAAGUUGUUACAAUGUCUUGAGUUUUAAGCUCUGGAAUAUAUAUCAAGUUAAAUUUAGUCAUGGAUGUUCUAAGAUGUCCUUAAGGAGAGAAGGAAUCUUUUUGUUCACUUUUUAUAUCUGUUUUUAUACCUGCAUAUCUGUGCAGAAAUGCUUUUACCAGAAUUACUCAUUAAAGUCAUAAUUGA
Molecule: messenger RNA, 2106 nt
Organism: Budorcas taxicolor (takin)
Lineage: Eukaryota; Metazoa; Chordata; Mammalia; Artiodactyla; Bovidae
Gene: RFXAP
Product: regulatory factor X associated protein
Exons: 3
Coding region: 16-726 (236 amino acids)
Biological process (GO): regulation of transcription by RNA polymerase II
Cellular component (GO): nucleus
Source: RefSeq, a predicted model, not a curated record